AUGGACACCCUUCACGAUUACUCCGACUGGAUGCACUGGCCUGAAGAUGUCCUCUCGGAGGCCGCCCCCAUGUCACGGACGGCAGCGGAGCAAUCAUCAUCGCUGCUUCACCAGCAGCAACCAGAAGGCUAUGACGUAUCUCACUGGCCAGCGGAAUUGAUGGGCUGGGAGAAGCAGCCUUCUCUACUUGAUGCCUCCACGUUGCCAGAUGGCAAUGUGGGGGAAAUCUUUGGUAUGAACGGGGAACAGUCACGGUCUCCGGGGCCCAGUGCAGCUGGUUUCUCCCACCACUCUACUAGCACGCUCGCGCAGUCUGGACUUCGUACCCCUCCUGUAUCCCUUCCUUUGGAUCUCGACAUCCCUCCAAACCAAGAGGAAUCCCUCUUCCGGGAGUCUCCUGCGCCAUCCUCGCCGACGGCGCAACCCUCGUCCAAUCCCUACUCUCGUAGGCCGCGGGAUACGGAUUUCUUGCUGCACAAGUAUCCCUCUACGUCAAAUGUGUCGCCUGCCGUUUCGCACCCCGCGCCACCUGCGCCCAAUAGCGUCCUUCCGACGUUGGUAUUGACGUCCUCGAGGCCGCGAAACGUUCAGUACGGACACUCUCGGGACGAUAUCGACAGGAUCCUGAGCGAGGCCACCGCUCCCACAACCGCGUGUCCGUAUUGCGGAAAGCGCAUCACCGGCGCUGGCCUCGAGCGUCACCUCCAGACCCACGCUGCAGGACAGAGACAGGACGAGAUCUACUGUAUUGGAGUUCCUCCCGAGUCGCAACCUUCGGACGGCGUUAAACGCCAGCAGUACCUUCAUCCGAUGACUGGUGAAAUCUUUGUGGGCGGUUGCGGUACAGGAUUCAGUCGACGAGACGCAUACCUGCGCCAUUUUCGGAAGGCGACCUGCUUGCCGGGAGCGGAUGCUUGGCGAAGACGAAUAGGUGGAGGCGAGCCUGACUAAGGAGAUAAUGAGUUACUAUACGAUAUGUUCCAGAUACUCGCUGUGACCUAGAUGGCUUCAGUCGCAUUUCGAACUUUCGCGUUUAGUCACAGUGGAGCCCGCUGCUCGAUGGACGCUCGAUCUAGAGAAGAUAUUUCACGAACGUUGAAACUGGAUUGGACGGACGCAUUUGAAGCAUACAGACAACUAGCUAGCAGGUCACUGUUGACUGUUC
Molecule: messenger RNA, 1165 nt
Organism: Fomitopsis serialis
Lineage: Eukaryota; Fungi; Basidiomycota; Agaricomycetes; Polyporales; Fomitopsidaceae
Exons: 5
Coding region: 1-951 (316 amino acids)
Source: RefSeq, a predicted model, not a curated record